Homarus americanus (American lobster) is the source of this 1645-nucleotide messenger RNA. RefSeq names its product dolichyldiphosphatase 1-like. Lineage: Eukaryota; Metazoa; Arthropoda; Malacostraca; Decapoda; Nephropidae. Gene Ontology annotation, molecular function: dolichyldiphosphatase activity. Gene Ontology annotation, cellular component: intracellular membrane-bounded organelle; endoplasmic reticulum membrane. Gene Ontology annotation, biological process: lipid biosynthetic process; protein N-linked glycosylation. The record is from RefSeq and is a predicted model, not a curated record. Bases 93 to 800 code for a protein of 235 amino acids. The transcript is spliced from 7 exons.
GGAUCAAUGUUUGUUUACACUUUGUGGAGUUGAGUUGGAGGAGUGAGUGAGGCAGUGAGAGUCAGUCAUCAGUCAGCUGCCGGGCUCUUGUUAUGUCCACUCCUCCCCUCACAAUGACUGAUUUAGAUUGGAAGCCUUUUUCCUUAACAUUCGUGGAAUAUCCUAAAGGAGAUACAAUAGGAAAAUUCUUGGCAAUAAGCAGCUUAGCACCUGUAGCCAUUGUCAUUGGGUUUGUUACCCUAAUUCUCUUCAGAAGAGAUUUACAUACAAUAAUGUUUUUUGCUGGGGCACUAUUAAAUGAAGUCAUAAACUUGGUACUGAAGAACAUUAUAGCAGAGCCGCGGCCUGUGCUACGAGGUGGACUCUACACAGAAUAUGGAAUGCCUUCAUCUCAUUCACAGAUGAUGUGGUUCUUUACUGUUUACUCGAUAUUAUUCUUGAUUUUCAGAUUACGUCACAUAAGUAACUCUGUCAUGGAGCUGCUGUGGAAAGUGCUGGUGGCUGUGGCUCUUGUUACUGCUGCUUUCAUUGUUAUGUUUUCCAGAGUGUACCUGCUGUACCAUUCAUGGAGUCAGGUGCUGUGGGGGGCACUUUUGGGUAUAUUACUAGGUUGUGGCUGGUUCACCCUCACACAUCUUGUAUUAACACCACUCUUCCCUGUUAUUGCUUCAUGGCACACCCAAAUCCAGAUAGGGAAUCUCCCUCUCAUCUUCCUGGACAGUAGAGUUAGAGGCAAAAGUCUGAGAAAAAUAGAUUUUCCUGAGAAUAUGAGAUCACUAUACCACCGGGAGUGUGUGUGAACGGCUUAUGAUUCGUGAUACGUCUCUGAUCCCUAACAUUUUGUGGUUUGAAUACACGCACGCACGUACUGAGAACAGAGCAAGAAGCCGCAAACUUACUUCUAUGAAGAGUCAGUAAUUUAUUCCUAGAAAACUUUGUGUGGACCAACAGGUUUGUUAACUUGGAAUAAUUGGUUUUAUUAUUUUUUUAAAUAAAAAAAUCAGGUUUGAUGACUAAACUUUUGAAAUUAUUGAGAAACACAAAAUAAAAAUAUGAACAACUACUGUCUUCACUUGUUUCCUACAGAUGUAGGUUUGUUGAUUUUAGUGUUGGGCAUAAAUAAUUAUUUGGUAAUUUUAUCAGUCCUACAUAUUUAAGCACAAUUGAAAGUAGCUCUUAUUUUAGUCAUACUGUACUGGAAUUGCUUUUGUUUAGUAAAUUCCUUUUGCAGAUUUAUUUUAAUGUAAACCAUCAGCGCUGUUAGUUUUUUAUUUAUAGACAAAAAUGGUACAUUCCUGGUAUCUAUUUAGCAUUUAUUCCAUGUUUGUUUUAAAAAAUUCACCCGGAUUUGGAUAUACAAGAUCAGUUUAUACACGAGUAUAUACGAUAACUGUUUGAAUAGUUUUAUUGUUAAAAGUGUAUCUGCCUGAUAUUUGUCUAAUUACUACUAUGUACAGCACUACAUUUAAGUUACUCAUAGUCGUUCAGUAUGUGGUACAGUAUAUGUCUUGUGUUAGCAGUGUUUUGUUUGUGACUUAAGAAUAUUUAUUGUAGGUUUAUCACCUUCAAGGCAACAAGUCCUAGUCUCACUGUUAGUAGUUACAGCAAACUUUGACAAUUAAAAUGAAUGUUAUAUAAUUGUAAA